AUGGUUCCCACUUUCUUCUUCAUCUUCCUCCUUCACACGAGCUUCCUCUUCUUCUCCGCGCAAUCUUUCUGCUACAACAACGGCAACUACACUGUCAACAGCACCUACGCUGCCAACCUCAACGCCGUCCUCUCCUCCAUCCCUGGCAACAUCGACGUGGCCUCUGGCUUCUACAACGCCUCCGCGGGUCGGGCCCCCGACCGGGCCUACGCCACCGCCCUCUGCCGAGGCGACGCCCAGCCCGAGAUCUGCCGCGGCUGCAUCCGGAACCUCACCACCGACCUCCUGUCGGCCUGCCCGUACCAGCGCCAGGCCAUCGAGUGGGCCGAGUUCUGCAUCCUCCGAUACUCCAACGAGUCCCUUAUCGGGACCCCCCCGCAGUCCCGGCCCGCCGUGUUCAUGUGGAACACGCAGAACGCCACGAAUCCGGCCCGAUUCAUGGAGGACCUCCGGGCCCUGCUCGACGGUCUGCGAGACCGGGCCGCGGGUGGUGGGCCCCGGCGGAAGGUAGCGGCCGCAAACGUGACCGCCACAGAUUUUCAGACCAUCUUCGCGAUGGUCCAGUGCACGCCGGAUCUGACCGCCGACGAUUGCAGCAGCUGCCUAAUCAACGCUGCGCAGGAUAUCCCCGGCUGCUGUGACAGGAGGAGAGGGGGUAGGGUGUGGUGGCCCAGCUGCACCAUCCGCUACGAGACGGAGCCCUUUUAUAAUUUGACCAGGCUCCAGGAGCUCGAGCCGGCGCCGCCGUCCCCUGCCCCUCUGUCACCGCCGCCGUCGGUGGUAGUGCCCCAGCAACCACCGCCGCCGGGAACAAGUGGUGGUAACAAUAGCACAACCAGAACUGUUAUCAUUGUUGUAGUAUCAGUUGCAGCUUCCCUUAUAUUAGCCAUUUUCGCGAUCGUUCUGUUUAGAAAGAGAACAAAACGAAAGCCCGAUGAACAACAUCAGACUGACGAUCUUAGCAACUCCAUCGAAUCUCUCAAAUAUUCCUUGACCACACUUAGAGAAGCCACAAAUGAUUUCGCGGAUGUUAACAAGCUCGGUCAGGGUGGUUUUGGCACCGUUUACAAGGGCGUACUUUCAAAUGGCCAAGAAAUAGCAGUGAAGAGAUUGGCUGAGAACUCUGGACAAGGAGAUGUGGAAUUCAAGAAUGAGGUCUUAUUGUUAGCCAAACUACAACAUAGGAAUUUGGUUCGACUUUUGGGCUAUUGCCUUGAAGGAACAGAGAAGCUUCUUGUGUACGAAUUCGUGCAGAAUUCAAGCUUGGAUCAAUUUAUAUUCGAUCCGGUCAAACGCUCAUACUUAGAUUGGGAGAAACGGUACAAGAUCAUAGGGGGCAUAGCAAGGGGAAUCUUGUACUUGCAUGAAGAUUCUCAGCUUAGGAUCAUUCACCGUGAUCUAAAACCCAACAAUGUACUUUUAGAUGGAUCGAUGAACCCUAAAAUCGCAGAUUUUGGCAUGGCAAGGCUAUUCAGACAAGAUGAAACUCAUGGGAAUACGAGCAGGAUUGCCGGAACAUUCGGAUAUAUGGCUCCGGAAUACGUAAUGCACGGGCAGUUUUCUGUUAAGACGGAUGUGUUCAGCUUUGGAGUGCUCGUAUUGGAAAUCAUUAGUGGCGAGAAAAAUAACUGCGUUCGGCGUGGGGGGAACAUAGAAGCUCUCUUGAGCUUUGCUUGGAAAAACUGGAAAGAUAGUACGGCUGCGAAUUUUGUUGAUCCUUGCCUGAGGUCUGGUUCAGGUUCGAUAAGUGAGAUUUUGAGAUGCAUUCACAUUGGUUUGCUAUGCGUUCAGGAGAACCCGGCCGAUAGACCAACAAUGGCUUCUAUUGUACUAAUGAUUAAUAGCUUCUCGUUAACUCUGGCUGCUCCUUCCGAGCCUGCAUUCUAUAUGCCGAGUGACUAUGGCUCGGAUUCUCAACUCCUUCAGGAGCAUCGUUUGAGGGAAUCAGACUACAGAAAUCAUUCAUCAAAAAGCAGCGUACCAUCGGAGGAUAAGCCUUCAUCAAGAAAUGAUGCAUCGAUCACGGACUUAUAUCCACGUUGA
Messenger RNA from Striga hermonthica, 2043 nucleotides. The record is from the annotation of a GenBank genome assembly. NCBI's taxonomy places the organism in Eukaryota, Viridiplantae, Streptophyta, Magnoliopsida, Lamiales, Orobanchaceae.